Messenger RNA from Ctenopharyngodon idella (grass carp), 2053 nucleotides. Its product is annotated as T-box transcription factor TBX1. Gene Ontology annotation, cellular component: nucleus. Lineage: Eukaryota; Metazoa; Chordata; Actinopteri; Cypriniformes; Xenocyprididae. The transcript is spliced from 8 exons. Bases 938 to 2014 code for a protein of 358 amino acids. Gene Ontology annotation, biological process: positive regulation of DNA-templated transcription; regulation of transcription by RNA polymerase II; cell fate specification. Gene Ontology annotation, molecular function: DNA-binding transcription factor activity, RNA polymerase II-specific; RNA polymerase II cis-regulatory region sequence-specific DNA binding. The record is from RefSeq and is a predicted model, not a curated record.
UACAAUUAUGGUUGCUUAUCCAUGCCAUACAAAUGCACAACAAUGGCCUUUAAAAUAAACAGAGUACACAGUUUUCUACAUUUUAGAUCUGAUUAAUGAGUUGAUUACAAAAAUGUGUCAGCGGUGAUCAAUAUUUCCUGGUCUAGUGAUCUGUUACUUAUUAGUAAUAGGGCAAGAUGGAUGUGGUGGCCAUUUUAAUGUCCUCAGGCAAGAUUAUGUCAACACCAGACCAUAAUUUUUGCCGAACAUAUUAAGGAAAGCAAUCCUGUGCUAUUCUGGCUAUGGCAUAUUGACAAGUUAAAACUUGAUAAUCAAGUUUCAGAACCAUUCUGUCUAGAUUUGCAUUAAAAUCCAAGAAUAUGGUCCAAAAUAUGAUGGAAUGCUUUUGGUAAAACUGGUUAAAGUCAGUUAUGUUAAAUUUGCAUAUCAACUUGAACAUGGAGAACGACUGAGAUAUUAAAGAGAUCUUAUUAUCAAAUGUGUCCUUCCUAUAUGAGGCAACAGUAGUACUUCAUAAGAAGAGCAUUGAUUUAACGUUGCAGAAAUGCUCAUAGACGUUAUUAACAGAUCCAUCUUCACUGCUUGUCAGGAUCUUAACGCUCAGUUGAGAGUGCAGAUGGAGAGCUAGAUCAAAGGUCAUCACUAUGACCUUGCAGCAAGGCUUUUUCCAUCAGAACAAUAGUGGUAAAAGUACAAUUAGCUGUUUGUUGAGUGUUGGAGGUGUGACACCGAAGCAUUGAUCAAUUGCUGCCACGACCAAUGGAUCCUUCUGUUCACAGUCAAUAACGUCAAGUGAUGUAUAUGUAAUUGACAAAUACCUGAGUGUGAUACAGAGUAAGUUUGUGGGCACCGUGGGUCACGGGUUGUGAGAGAGUGAUAUGGAUGAGGUGCUGAAAUACUGCAUAUUAGAUCUCUCAGAAUAUAUAAAGCCACCGUCAUGGAAUCAGACACAUUCACACCUCGAUUGUGUUUGCGAUUGGAUGUUGGACCAGGUUUCCUGAGUACAGCACUAAUGAUGAACGUCUCGGAGUUGUCGCAGGCUGGUUCUCUGGUCCUGCCGUGUUCUCCAGAUGAGGGGCGGACGUGCAGCAAAGCUCCUGAAGUUGCCAGUGUCAGAGUUCAGCUGGAAAUGCAAAGCCUGUGGCGGCAGUUUGACCAGCUGGGCACCGAAAUGAUUGUAACAAAAGCUGGAAGAAGGAUGUUUCCUACAUUUCAAGUACACAUUUCAGGCAUGGACCCAGCAGCAGAAUAUGUUCUUCUAAUGGACUUUAUUCCUGUUGAUGACAAACGAUACAGGUAUGCUUUCCACAGCUCUUCCUGGUUGGUAGCGGGACGUGGAGAUAUAGCUGCCCCAGGACGAGUGCACUUCCAUCCAGACUCACCCGCACGGGGAGCCCAGUGGAUCAAACAGACGGUCUCAUUUGACCGCCUCAAACUCACCAACAACCUGCUGGACGAUAAUGGCCAUAUGAUCCUGAACUCCAUGCACCGCUACCAGCCGCGGCUGCACGUGGUGCUGGUCGACAGGAGCAGAAACAGCCAGCGCUUCGCUCACCGCAACUUCUGCACUUUCAGCUUCCCAGAAACCCGCUUCAUCGCAGUCACCGCCUACCAGAACCACAGGAUUACCCAGCUGAAGAUCGCUUGCAACCCCUUUGCGAAAGGCUUUCGUACAGCAGAUUCUGAAAACAGACAUUCAGCUCAAUGCCAAACUGAAUCUCCUCAACUAUCUUUGCCCUGGAACCUGUUUGAGGGAACAUCUGUGACCAGCGCCGUACGUGAAGACCAGAGGCCACGACACCAACCACAGGCACAACGCCAUUCAAAUCCCCAUGAUCCAACCCUACAGACAGCGAUGGAUGAAGCAGCGCUGUCAUAUAGUGAAGGGAUGGAGUGCAGCACAGACAGGAGGGAUGGAGGUUCCCAUGCUCAUUUCUACAGCACUCCUGUGUUCUUCACACUGCCCUGCCAGUGGGACGGCCUGGCCAGAGCAGACAGAGGUCUGAUUGGCUAACAAGAUUCAUUUAAACAGUCCUUAUUAUGCUCUAAAAGU